AUGGCCACAACACUUGUGAAACACCACGACACCCCUCCAUUUGCUGAUCACAAAGAUCUGCACAAUGUCAUAGAUGCGACGCAGCUUGGUGAUGUUGUCCCACCUUGGAUGGACAAAGAAUUUGAGGUCUGGUAUAGGGACCCUCAUGCAAUGGCACACAAUAUACUUGCUAACCCUACCUACAAGGACAAAAUUGACUAUGUGCCAUUUUACUUCAUGUCCGGAGACUGGGCAUGGCAACAGGCAGUACAUCCUCCAUCUCUUUCUGAUCCAGAAACACAUGGAUCUGCUUUGAUCCCAAUCAUUCUCAGUAGUGACAAGACUACUGUCUCUGUGGGCACUGGUAAUAAUGAGUAUUACCCCCUCUAUGCCUCGAUUGCUGACAAGAUGCAUUCGAAAGAUGACUUAUUUUGGAUAUUUUGCCACCAGCUGUUCCACAGCUUGUUGUCUGCGAUUCUCUCCAGUCUAAAACCUGUUAUGACUGAGUAUGAGGUCGUGCGCUGUGGAGACAGACACUUUUGGUGCGUCAUAUAUAGUCUAGGACCAUACAUUGCGGAUUACGAAGAACAACUAGUGCUAUCCUGUAUUGUCAAACAUUGGUGCCCAAAAUGCAUUGCAGUUCACACAAACCUUGAUGGUGAUGCCACCUACCACACCCACAAGUUUACUGAUUUCUUAAUCAAUGAGCUACAUGCAGAUGUAUUGUGGGAUGAAUUUGGUCUCAUUGGUGAUCUCAUCCCAUUCACUAAUGACUUCCCCCGAGCUGACAUUCAUGAGUUGCUGUUGUUUGACCUCCUCCACCAGCUAAUUAAAGGGGCUUUCAAAGACCAUCUCAUUGAUUGGGUAGCAAAGUACCUCAAGGCCAUGCACAGGACCAAAUGGUCAGAGGAGAUCAUGAGCAACAUAGAUUGCAGAGUUGCUGCUGUACCAUCAUUCUCUGGCCACGAUUUUAAACAGUGGACUGGCAAUGAUUCCAAAGCGCUCAUGAAAGUGUUUCUUCCAGCUAUUGAAGGUCACAUACCUCAAGACAUGGUAUGUGCAUUUUGCGCAUUGUUAGAAUUCUGUUAUCUUGUCCGGCACAAUCACUCGAUGGUUCAUUAUGUCGACAUGAUCAGACUCUUCGGUGCCCCUAACGGACUGUGCUCAUCGAUCACAGAAUCAAAGCACAUCAAGGCCAUAAAGGAGCCUUGGCGGUGGUCAAACAGGCACAAUGCUCUUGGUCAGAUGCUUGUGACCAAUCAGCGCCUUGAUAAGCUCGCAGCGUCCCAUGCAGACUUUGAUGUGCGAGGGAUGCUCACUGGCACAAUUUUAUCAAAACGAAAAUGUGCACAGACAGUAGCAGCAUUGGCACAUGAAGUUGCUUACUUUCUAUUCUCUCAGCUCAACCUGGAUGAUGCCCACAACCCCGAAGAUAUCCCAGCUGCUAGCUUGCCUCGACAUGAAGGCAAGCUUCAGGUCUUCAAUUCUGCUGCUGCAACGUUUUAUGCUCCCAGUGAUCUGAGUGACAUUGGUGGCAUGCAACGCAAACAUAUCUGUGCAUGUCCACUCUGGCGAAAUGAGUACCCACGCAAUGAUUGCGUGUUCAUUAACACUGAUUCAGAUGCUGAAGGGAUGCAAGGACUCAAAGUUGCGAGAGUCAUAUGCUUCUUUUCAUUCAAGCACAACUGGGAAGUAUAUCCUUGUGCUCUCAUACAGUGGUUUGAGAAGAUUGGUGACUGCCCUGAUGAAGAUACUGGCAUGUGGAUGGUCACUCCAAGUUUUCAUGAGGAUGGCUCAAGGAACCUUGCUGUCAUUCACAUCGAGAUGGUCUUCUGUGCAGCACACUUGAUAGCUAUCUAUGGUUCAGAGUACAUUCCUCACUCCCUCAAGUUUUAUCAUUCUCUUGACACUUUCGGCUCAUUUUAUGUCAACAAAUAUGCUGACCACCAUGCAUUCGAGAUAGUGUCCUGA
Messenger RNA from Suillus subaureus, 1950 nucleotides. RefSeq lists its product as uncharacterized. The coding region runs from base 1 to 1950 and encodes 649 amino acids. NCBI's taxonomy places the organism in Eukaryota, Fungi, Basidiomycota, Agaricomycetes, Boletales, Suillaceae. The record is from RefSeq and is a predicted model, not a curated record. The transcript is spliced from 12 exons.